Molecule: messenger RNA, 967 nt
Organism: Setaria italica (foxtail millet)
Lineage: Eukaryota; Viridiplantae; Streptophyta; Magnoliopsida; Poales; Poaceae
Exons: 2
Coding region: 147-698 (183 amino acids)
Source: RefSeq, a predicted model, not a curated record
UCUCUUCAGCACUUGCAAAGGUCGUGAAAGAGAGGAAGCAAGAGGAGCUGAGGAAGAAUAUAUCCAUCCAUCCAAAUUCCAAAACACCACACAUAACUUGUUCUCGCAGUUUUCUUGGGGCCAAGAAAUCUCCCCAAGUCGAAAGCAUGGGCGGAUUCAGCGGCGCUACAGGUCUCCCGGUGUACCGUGAAUACGACGAUGAAGAUUUGUUCGAGACAUCGUCUUCCAUCUCCGGCGACUCGGACGGCGAGGACCAGUUCUCGGACGGCGAGGGCGCCGGAGCUCUGGACCACCAGUUCAUGCAGCAGGCGGCUUCCUCCCCGGCGCAGCAGUCGGUUCGGAGAUUGAACUCCGAUAGCCUCUACGAUCUGUCGUCCAUGAUGGCACAACUCCCUGUCAAGAAAGGGCUAUCCAAAUUCUACGACGGCAAGUCUCAGUCGUUCGCGUGUAUGUCUGAGGUGAGAUGCCUGGAAGAUCUACGCAAGAAAGAGACCCCCUACAAGAAGAUCAAGCCAUCGAGGAGCUAUCUAGCAUUAGAUGAAGAGCAGGAGUGUCACAUGCCUGGCCCUAACAGCAGGGGAAUAGCCAAGAAGCCCUCCGGAGGUUCUUGCGCAAAUCUGGCGUCUCGGAACAACAGCAACAACAUGCUCUAUAGACCUCCCCCAAUCCCUGUAAACAAGGGUGGAUACCAUCAGUAGGCUCUAGACAUCACUGAAGUCUGAAACGUUUCUGUCCAGGGUUUCAGCUCUGUUCUUUUUUUUUUUCUUUGAGGGAUUUUGUUGACAAGCGUAUUGGCCUGUCUCAGAUGUAAGAGGUUUUCCUCCUCUGCAGUCAAUAGAGGAUCUCCUUUCGUUUUGUUCACGAGACAUCGAUUCUUGUAAAUAACUGUUACACUGUACUGCGGUUAAGAAAGGGCUGUACAUAUUUGCCUGCAUAUCUGAAUUCUUAAUUAUAUGACCAGAUCCAA